GAAAACGAGUUCCGCGAAUAGACCGUGACGGUCGCAAACUUUUUGGCAACCGGUAUUAUCUCCAUUUCUCGGAAUAAAGAGAAAAUACUACAACACCGUACCGACGGGAUUCCGUCAGCGGCGACGCUGCCUGCCUGCCGGCUUCGGAUGUAAACAACUCGCCUUCUGCGUUCUUAAAUUCUCCCUCUCUCUUUUCCGAGAGAUGUAAACGAAAAAUCAUACGAUAUCCACGUAACCCCCAAGCGCUGCGCGUGCGCCGGUCUACGUGACUGCCGUAGCAGAUGCGAGGCCUGACGGAUAAAAACAAUCAGUCGGAACAUAACAUCGUAAGCGAAAGGAUCAAAAUGGGAAGAUAGUGUGUCGCAAACCUAAUUAAAUCUUUUCUUUGUGCCUGAUUAUAAAUCAUAGUGACCGGCCGUUUUCGUACAGUGACGUCUUCUGCAACACCUUCUAAAAAGCACACAAACGGCUUUUGUACUUUGCAAUUGAACCAGAAUUAGUCGAGAUGGUCGAGAAAAAAAUAUUGGAGGAAACUGAGCAUCAUUACGAGUCGGAGAGUGGCGGUGGCUGCAUCAAUGGAGGCAGCAUGGGGGAAGGUUUGGGAGGUGGAAGCGCCUCCGAUAGCGGGGACCAGAUGGAUCCUGAUACCCGAGCUAGAGAACUUGAACGUAGGAAAGAAGAAGCGAAGAAGAAGAGGAGGAAGAAGAAGCGUACCGGUUCUUCUGUGGUGUCUUCGUGUUUUCAAGACCUUUACAGACUAACUGGUGAGGUAUUGGGAGAAGGAGCUUAUGCAAGUGUUCAAACUUGUAUUAACAUCUACACUGGUGUUGAGUGCGCAGUCAAGGUCAUUGACAAAGUACCAGGUCAUGCUCGAGCCAGAGUAUUUCGCGAGGUUGAAACCUUCCAUCAUUGCCAAAGUCAUCCGAAUAUUAUACAGCUCACAGAAUUCUUUGAGGACGAAGAAAAGUUUUACUUGGUUUUUGAAAAGGUCAAUGGGGGGCAGCUCUUAAGGAGAAUCCAAGAGCACAGGUACUUCAGUGAGGCAGCCGCUGCAGAAAUUGUUAAGGAGAUUGCAUCUGCCCUGAGAUUCAUGCACGCAAAAGGAAUUGCACAUAGGGAUCUCAAACCGGAGAACAUCUUAUGCGUGCACAAAGAUCGACUUUGUCCGAUCAAAAUUUGCGAUCUGGACUUGGGUUCCGGUAUCCGAUUUCAGUCCAGUGUUUCUAGUCCGUUGGCUACUCCACAACUGCUUACUCCGGUUGGAAGUGCUGAAUUCAUGGCACCUGAGGUCGUGGAGGCAUUUAUAGGGGACAACGAUUCAACUGUCUAUGACAAACGCUGUGACCUAUGGUCACUAGGUGUGAUAACGUACAUCUUGCUUUGUGGUUACCCUCCGUUUUCUGGGAAAUGCGGACGGGACUGUGGUUGGGAGCGUGGUGAGAACUGUGGCGCUUGCCAAGAACUACUCUUCCAUAGCAUUCAGGAAGGGUACUAUGAUUUCCCAGAGAGCGAUUGGAGAGAUAUUUCAGAAGAAGCGAAGGAUCUUAUUAGAUCACUGUUGGUCAAGUGUGCCAACAAACGUAUCAGCGCAGAGCGUGUUCUUGAACACCCUUGGUUAAGAUGCGCAAGCGAUGCUGCACCGUUGACCACGCCUGCAGUGAUAAGAAGAAACAACUCCGCCCUUGAGCUAUCUCAUUUCGCGGAGUCCGCAAUGGCUGUGAACAGAGUGGUGCAACAGCACUUCAGCAUGAAUUUGGGCUACUUGGAACGGCCGAGCAUUUACAGAACAGAUUCGAGGAACUGUUCAUCCCAACUUUUCGGUCUGAGUCCACCGAGCGAAAGCCAUCUGAUGCAGAGAAGAAGACGUGGCGGUUCUUGUCAGUACCUGUCACGUUCCUCUGUGGUUACUCCUCAACCGAUCUCCAGUCCAAGUGGUUGAAAUUUUGUUGGUAAACGACGUCACCAGAAUUUUUAUUAUCAUAUUAUCAUUCAAUUUUUUCUUUUCUUUUUCGGAAGGAAAUUCUAAUUUGGAGUCUUUAAAGAUAUCUUUGGAGUUGUUAAAUUAUUUCAUUUACUAUGAUUUUCUGUAAGUUUCGAAUUGAUGGAAAUAGUUCGUUCGGGUUCUCCAACCAUAUCAUCAAAAAUUUGAAAAAAAAUUAAAAAAAGAAUAAUCUUCAGUUUCAUCGGUUUUUCGGAUCUUUCGUUAUCUGGAAAAAUUUAUUUGUCUAAUUAAUUAAAAAAUCAAAAAAAUAUUUAGUAUUUUGUAUGAAACAAAUUGUUGUGGUUUGAGAACCUCAUGUCAGAUCUACAUUACGCAGGAUAGCCCAGAGAUGCUAUUGGGGUGAAUUUAUUCCAUUUCACAUAUAAACCAAUUAAGUUUUCACAAUCCCUUGUGAGUAUUCUAAAUCUUUAAGAGUAAAUACAGAUUAAUACUGACCUCUGAAAGUGAUAAAAACACUGCAGCAUCUAUUCCAGUGAUGAUAAUGGCUUUUCUGUGGCACUUGAUUGGAUGGUUAUUUGACAAUCAAGUGACUCAGGUAGAGUAACAUAGACGCUACUGUUGAGUUUCUUGUUGGAGGUGAAAGUUUGAGUAACAAAUUCUAAUUGUAGAUCUGACACCCUCUAGGUCAGUCCCAUUACACAUUGAAAGGACUAUAAUUCACGCAUUGAUAAUCAUUUUCAUAGUUAUUUGGUUUGAAAUCGAUGCAUAAAGAAGCAGAUUGUUAACCUAAAAUUUCGUAAUACAGGUCUGAAGAAGAAGAAGAAAAAUUACUCGAGUACUUCAUUCCAAAGACCUUUGACCAAGAUCUUUCACCCUGUUUUUCUCUGUAAAUUAUCGAUUUGGUUUGACAUUGCAAAUUCGGAGUAAAUUUAAAUUUUGACGAAUUAAUAAUUCUUUGGGACUGGCCUUAAGCAGUAGGAUUAUUUGGCCUAGGUUUAUCAUUGCGCUUCUAUUUUUAAUACUUUUGUAUAUGUUUAAUAGAUUGAGAAAUAAUCAGUCUACAUUGUGAUAAUUAAAAAUUAAGCAUCUUGACUGUGCUGUUUAGAGCACAGAUAGAGACUGUAGAAAAACCGUACCUGCUUAAAUUUUGUAAGAUACGGAGGGUUUAUUUUAGGAACUUUGUUUCCGAACAAUUGUACUGAGAGAGACAGUCCAUAUUUCUACUCUAAGAAUCCUAAGAUACAUUUGGAUAUUUUUUUAACAUUUUGUAAUGCUCAAGUCAUCUAGCUAUGUUGGUUGACAUGUCGGGGAAUAAGUGUAGAGAUAGUAUCUAUUUACAAACAGCUUCAGUCAGUUCAGACAAUUCACUUACAUUUAAAAUUGCAUCAAACACACCAACUUUUAUGAGAGCUUUAAUAUUGUGGAAAUUAUUCGUACUAUUUUACAAUUGUUUUACUGUUGGAAUACGUUGAUUAUUAUUAUAAGUGUUACAAAAAAAAAAUAAAAAAAAAUUAUAUAAUUUUGAAUAUAUUUAUUUGUGAAUAAAAAAAUGUGAUUCUGUAACUUUUUACUAUUUGUAUAGAACCACAAAAAAAAAUAAUUAAAAAGCAAUAAUUGAAUUGGAUAUCAUGAAAUAAGAUGGAGACAUUUUUGCCCAAAAAUAGAUUUUGCAUAUCAGGAUCUUACUCUGAAAUGAAUUUGGACUUUUACCUGUGAUAAAAAACAAACAACCUCCUCUUACAUAGAAAAUUGUGUCAAAUAUAUUUUUACAUAGAUUUAAUUAUAUACUGUUAAUUUUGAAAUGUUUGUGUUUAUUUAUUUUCAAAAACAGAUGUAUCUUUUGAAAAUUGUUUGAAAAAAGCGGUUUAUUCUCAUUCCACAAAUAAUGCGUUUUGACCAUCUUUGAAUAAACAAUCUGAAUUGAAAUUUUCCUGAUUGUUUAACUAGUCGCAGUUUCCAAAAUCGUGAUUUUAAAUGAUAGUGAAUUGCUGUGAAUUGACUGUUGAAAGUUUUCUUCCAAUACCCAGUGUGAUAUGAAGAAAAUUACAUCUAUCGGGUUUAAGAAUUGUUGAGCUUUUGUUGCCAAGCAUGUAUGAGAACGAAUGAUUGAUACCUUUUUGGAUGAUGAGUACCCUUGAAGAUUUCUUUCAAGCAUUUAUUCUAUCCAAUCCGUAUCAUUUUUAUACCAAAAAGAAAAAAAAUCGAAAAAAGAUAUCAGUUUGUUAUCUAAAUUUAUCAUGGUUUUCCAUGAGUGCCAUCUGUACUGUUAUUUUAUAUCGUUUUAAAAAAACGAAUACAUAUUAUAAGUUUAAUUGAGAACAAGGUUCAGUUAUAAUUUGUAUUUACAAAAAAAAGAUAUUGUUGAUUAUAAUAAUGUUUUUCCUUUUUCUUAUUUUAAGCCUGCUAGCAGUGAUCUUCUUGAUCAGAAAUCAUAGUGAUGGAAAUUUAUUUACCAAGUGUGCUUUAAUUUCAUAUGAUAAUAAAUAAAAUUCAAUUUUUAUAA
Messenger RNA from Harmonia axyridis, 4445 nucleotides. Its product is annotated as MAP kinase-interacting serine/threonine-protein kinase 1-like. Gene Ontology annotation, molecular function: calcium-dependent protein serine/threonine kinase activity; calcium/calmodulin-dependent protein kinase activity; ATP binding. The record is from RefSeq and is a predicted model, not a curated record. Gene Ontology annotation, cellular component: cytoplasm; nucleus. The coding region runs from base 506 to 1939 and encodes 477 amino acids. The transcript has 6 exons. Gene Ontology annotation, biological process: peptidyl-serine phosphorylation; intracellular signal transduction; protein autophosphorylation. Lineage: Eukaryota; Metazoa; Arthropoda; Insecta; Coleoptera; Coccinellidae.